GGUUAUAAUUUGUGUUAAAAUGUAAUGUGGAACAUGAGAUUAAAAUUGAGCUGUCCUUUUUGUAUUUAUCUUACAGAUACAAUUUGGAAGCCUGAUGGAUAAAACCAAUUACACUGCAGUGGAAGAGUUUAUUUUAUUGGCCUUUUCAGAUUUAUAUCAGCUCCAGAUUCCUUUAUUCUUUGUUACUCUGUUUGUCUACAUCAUGUGUGUGUUUGGCAACUUUGUCAUUCUUUUUCUAGUUGUAGCUGAACCUUCACUUCAUACCCCGAUGUACCUUUUUAUUAGUGAAUUAAGUAUAUUGGAAGUAAUGUAUGUGACUUGCAUUGUCCCUAAUCUUCUGGCUAACCUCAUUGCAGAUAAGAAGAGCAUAUCCUUCAGUGGAUGUUUCAUACAGUUGUUUGUCAAUUCUGCCUUGGGAACUGCAGUAAGUUACCUUUUUUCAGUCAUGGCUUAUGAUCGAGACCUGGCUAUUUACAAGCCCCUGCAUUAUUCUGUCAUUAUGACCCAGAAGGUCUGUGUUCAGCUUGUGGUUCUACCAUGGAUUGUUGGAAUUAUCACUGUAUUAAUCUCUACAGUCUUCACGGCUAACUUGGAAUUCUGUGGUCCUAAUAAGAUCAACCAUUUCUUUUGUGAUUAUUAUCCUCUGCAGUCCCUGGCUUGCUCCGAUACAUUUAUCACUCAAGUGGUCACAAACUCUGGUGCUGUCUUUGCAGUUGUACUCCCAUUCAUUGCAACUGUCGGACUCUAUACCCACAUCAUUUUCAUUAUUUUAAAGAUUAAAAGUGCUGAAUCUAAACAGAAAGCCUUUUCCACCAUCUCUUCCCAUCUCACUGUAGCAGGUUUGUGUUAUGUCACAGUUAUAAUUGUGUAUACUGUGCCAAAGGGAACCCAUUAUAGCAAGUUUCUUGCCCUUACUUAUACUGUCAUUGCCCCGCUUUUGAACCCCUUCAUUUAUGCCUUCAGAAACAAAGAUAUAAAGAAAACUCUAAUAAAAUUAAGAAGGCUAAAACUUUGCCAAGGAUCAUUCUAA
Molecule: messenger RNA, 1030 nt
Organism: Xenopus laevis (African clawed frog)
Lineage: Eukaryota; Metazoa; Chordata; Amphibia; Anura; Pipidae
Product: olfactory receptor 10A3
Exons: 1
Coding region: 95-1030 (311 amino acids)
Source: RefSeq, a predicted model, not a curated record